AUGAAUUCCUCAGGGACUGUUGUAAGAAAGCAGGAUAGCUUUGAAGAAUCUUUCAGCAAAAUGUUUGUAAGUGUUCUUCUUGGAUUCAUCAUCAUUUGUAUCAAUGGUUCAUUUGUUUUCACUUUCUUUAAAAGCUCAGUUUUCUAUAACAAUCCAAGAUAUAUUUUAUACAUAUAUUUGGUUGUCAAUGACAUGAUUAUGGUUGGUGCCUCUGUGGCCCUCCUUGUAAUGACAUAUACAUGGAAAAAUGUAAGCAUUUCAUUCUGUUGUGUAUUAGUAAUGACAGCUUCAGUCACUCAGAAGAACACACCAUUAAUCUUGUCUGCUAUGGCAAUAGAGCGUUAUAUUGCCAUUUGUAAACCUUUGCAUCAUUCUCAGAUCUGUACAUUGCAUAGAACAUUUAUUCUUAUUAUUUUGAUAUGGGGAAUUGGACUUAUUCCUCCACUUGCAGAUUUGGUUAUUUCUGUCAUCCUGUUUCCUCUGUUCAUUUUUAACACUGUUACUGUAUGCAGUUCAUCAUUUAUGUACAACACUGUUUACCAUGAACAAAGAAAGCAAACUACACAAGUAAUUUACACCUCCUUUGUAUGGAUUGUUCUCAUCUGCACAUAUUGUAGGGUGCUGAUUAUAGCCAGAAAAAUGUCAAGUGACAAGGAAUCUACUAAAAAAGUUAAGAGCACAAUUCUGUUGCACGGAGUACAGCAGUUGCUUUGUAUGUUGUCCUUUACCCCUCCUGUGUUAGACUUAGUUUUUCUUCAUAUUAUGCCUUUUCAAUGGACAAAAAUUAGCUUUUACGCUUACUUGAUAACAAACCUCGUACCACGCCUGCUUAGUCCACUAAUUUAUGGUAUUCGAGAUCAGACUUUUGCCAAACACCUGAAAAAAAAUUUCUCAUGUAGGGUAUUUAUUGCAAAAGUAGGAUCAGACAAAAACAAGGCAAAACAUAAUAUGUUGUUUGUUACAUAA
Molecule: messenger RNA, 966 nt
Organism: Clarias gariepinus (North African catfish)
Lineage: Eukaryota; Metazoa; Chordata; Actinopteri; Siluriformes; Clariidae
Product: odorant receptor 131-2-like
Exons: 1
Coding region: 1-966 (321 amino acids)
Biological process (GO): G protein-coupled receptor signaling pathway
Cellular component (GO): membrane
Molecular function (GO): G protein-coupled receptor activity
Source: RefSeq, a predicted model, not a curated record